AGAAGUGUUUGUAGAGAGGUGUUUUUCGAAUUCCUGAAAGUUGAUAUAGCAAGAAUUGGUUUUUAAAGAGGUGAAUUUACAGAGAAGAACAUUUUAAGUGUUGGGUUUUUUAUUUUUCGUUAAGUCUGGGAAUUCCCAAAGCAGGCAGUUUUAACUCCGACAUUUUCCCAUCUUCAAGGAAUGCCAAGGGAACUAACCCAAAACAGAAUCCAAAAGAUCUGGAUUCCCUUUAAGGAUGAUAAACCUUCAAUUCCCCGCGCAUCAAGUGGAGCCCCCCACCUGGCAAAUCCUCCUACAGUGAUAGUGAUGGUUGGGCUUCCUGCUCGGGGGAAAACCUACAUAUCAAGAAAACUGACACGGUACCUCAACUGGAUUGGUAUUCCCACAAAAGUCUUUAACGUUGGCGAGUAUCGCAGAGAAGCGGUGAAACACUACAGCUCCUUCGAUUUCUUCAAAUCGGACAAUGAGGAUGCCAUUAAAAUCAGACAUCAGUGUGCCUUGGCCGCUCUGAGAGAUGUCAAGAUUUACCUUACUGAAGAUGAAGGUCAAGUGGCUGUUUUUGAUGCCACAAACACAACAAGAGAGCGUCGGGACAUGAUCCUGGAGUUUGGUGCUGAAAAUGGCUUCAUGGUCUUCUUUAUUGAGUCCGUCUGUGACGACCCAAAUGUAAUCGCCUGUAAUAUCUUGGAAGUGAAAGUGUCAUGCCCUGACUACCAAGACUGCAACAAGACAGAUGCCAUGGAGGACUUUAAGAAAAGAAUCGAUUGCUACAGAGUAAACUAUCAGCCACUUGACCCUGACCAAUAUGACAGAAAUUUGUCCUUCAUCAAAGUGAUUGACGUUGGUCGCAGAUUCCUGGUGAACCAGAUUCGAGACCAUAUCCAAAGUCGGAUUGUCUACUACCUGAUGAAUAUCCAUGUGCAGCCAAGGUCUAUCUACUUGUGUCGUCAUGGCGAGAGCCAGCAUAACCUACAGGGCCGUCUUGGUGGAGAUUCUGGCCUAUCUACACGUGGACGAAAGUUUGCAGGAGCUCUUGCGAACUUUGUGGAGGAGCAAAACUUGAAGGACUUGAAAGUUUGGACCAGUCAGCUGCGUCGCAGUAUCCAAACCGCCGAGGCCCUUAAUGUGCCGUACAAGCAGUGGAAGGCCCUGAACGAAAUUGAUGCUGGUGUGUGUGAGGAGAUGACCUAUGAAGAAGUCAGGGAGAGGUUUCCAGAGGAGUUUUCUCUGAGAGAUCAAGACAAAUACUACUACCGUUACCCCUCUGGAGAGUCAUAUCAGGACUUGGUUCAGCGUGUGGAACCUCUCAUCAUGGAACUGGAGAGACAGAAGAACGUUCUGGUAAUCUGUCACCAGGCUGUGAUGCGCUGUCUUCUCGCCUACUUCCUGGACAAGAGUGCAGAUGAGAUGUCGUACCUGAAAUGUCCACUUCAUACAGUGCUGAAGCUGACCCCAGUGGCUUAUGGGUGCAAGGUGGAAUCGAUCUCUCUGAAUGUAGAGGCAGUGAACACACACAGGGACAGACCAGAGGAGGUAAAGAGAGGCCCGAGCAUGCUGAUCAGAAGAAACAGUGUGACCCCUCUCACCAGCCCUGAACCCAAUAAGAAGCCUCGUAUCGAAGGUCUGGAUGAACCAAUCAUCAGAGCGCUGACGCCCACUCCGCUCACCCUUUGCUCAACUUCACACACCACUCUUGCCCUGUCCACACAGCACUGGCUUAGUGAAGCUUGUCUAACCUGAAGAAAUGCUCCAUGGAGUGCCAUGAAGCCCCCCAGCUCUGCCUGUGAGAUAUUUGGCUGUAUUGCUUUUCUCAGCAUGGAAGCAUUUCCUGCCAAGCUGCUUCCUCUUACAGAGGAGUCUUACUGAGUGCCACCUGGCCUUUUCUAUUGAUCCUUCAUGAAUUUGUAAUGUAUGUGUAGUGUGGUUUGUUCAAGUAUAGAGUUACGCUGUUUGUAUUUUGUUUUUGUGUAUGAAAGGAAAUCGGAGCCCAUAUUUUCAGCUACCCCCACAUUCUUUGACACUAUAUCCCUUUUUACAUAACAGGAUACAACUUCAUUUUAUUCUGGUCUCAGCCAGUUUUUAACACCGAUUCGGUAAGGUUAUGCCCCUGAGCUUUGAAGGCCGAUGCUGAAAGACGGCAAAGAUCACCUGCUGUUAUUUGCAGGCUUUCAUGUCUAUUCUGCACUCUCUUUAAAAUACAUGCUGCAAAUGAUUAGCACAUUAUAAUUGCACAUUUAGACAAUUUGCAUAUAUUUGUCUUAAUUUCUGAGGGCAGUAAUGAAUCUUGCUGCUGGCAGUUUUGUAGGCUGUUUUAAAGUUCUCAUUUUUGAUUUCAGUUGCAGAAUCAUUUGUUACGUAUGUGGAUUGUGAGUGUGUUAUUUAUGUAAUGUUUGUUUUGAAGACCUAAUGACAAGGUCAGUGUAUAAGGUUGUAAAAACGGGGUGUUUUAUGUGUUUUUGGAUGGACAAAGUGAAACUGUUUAUACUUGUUGUUUAUAUUCGAUGUCGUCUAUGGUGCGGUGGAGAUGAGAUGAACUUUUUACACUAUUCAUUUAUUAAAUCCCUAGAGUGCCUUGUGCUUGAGAAAUCAGGCCAGUGCUGCUUUUUUACAUUAUAAUAUGAGAUUUUAAACAUUUAACAUUUCAGUGUAUUUGUAUUCUUAAUUAAAUUUUAGUUAGCACAUCUUCUCGUGUGUCGUCUUGCUGCCUGAUCAAGAGAUUUAUAGUAUUUGAUAAAGUAUGUAGAGAUGCGUUUACCCUUGUAAACCAAAUGUUUACAGUUGAAUUCCUAAGAGACUUUCAAUAACAUAUAGAAUAGGAGUGAAACUCUAAUGCUUUAAAUAUUUUUUUUUUUUUAUUUUUUUUAAGUGUACCAGCUUUAACUGGUAACACUCGCCCAGAAUAAAAAGCAAGGGAUUAAGUAGGCAUGUAAAUGUUAUUAUGCUUUGUAAAACAUUUCUAUUUAUCACAUGAUUAGGUGCAAUGUUGUAUAUUGGCUCUUAACGGUAAUGCAUUUAAUUGCUUCUGAUACUUGAACCUUAUUUUGUAAUACCUUUUUGUUAAAAUAUUUAUUUAUUUGUACUAGACUGUAUUAACUUGUGUUUCAAGCACCUUGUUCUUUGAGAUUGUAGGGCAUAUCACCAAGCCUAAUUCUCUCUUUUGAAGAAAGUGAACUAUUUAUAUUGCAUUUAAUGGAUCAAUAAAGAGUCUAAAGGAG
Myxocyprinus asiaticus (Chinese sucker) is the source of this 3215-nucleotide messenger RNA. RefSeq names its product 6-phosphofructo-2-kinase/fructose-2,6-bisphosphatase 3-like. Gene Ontology annotation, cellular component: cytosol. The coding region runs from base 181 to 1740 and encodes 519 amino acids. NCBI's taxonomy places the organism in Eukaryota, Metazoa, Chordata, Actinopteri, Cypriniformes, Catostomidae. The transcript has 16 exons. The record is from RefSeq and is a predicted model, not a curated record. Gene Ontology annotation, biological process: fructose 2,6-bisphosphate metabolic process; fructose metabolic process. Gene Ontology annotation, molecular function: 6-phosphofructo-2-kinase activity; fructose-2,6-bisphosphate 2-phosphatase activity; ATP binding.